AUGGCAUUCCACGACCUGUACCCAACCAGAUUAGACGAUUUUAAGCCUCAGAUUCGAGUCCUCGAGAUCAUAGACGACAACAAUAAUGGCAAUGUCUCAUGCAAAUUACAUACUAUCACUCUCGAUAACUCGUCGCAUUUCGCAGCCUUGUCCUAUGUUUGGGGCGACCGGAAUGCGAUGACAGAGAUUACAGUCAAUGGUAAGAGCAUCUCGGUAACAAGAAACCUAGCCGGCGCCCUGAAACAUGCCCGUAAGUACUGGAAAUACGAGUUUCCCGACAAAGAUCCGGCUUCUUUCAGAAUAUGGGCAGACGCCAUCUGCAUCAAUCAAUCAGAUUCGCUCGAGCGAAGUGAACAGGUCACGCUCAUGCCUCAAAUAUAUUCAAAAGCCAAGCUAGUCCUCGGCUGGCUGGGGGAUCAGCAUAAUGAAGACAUAUCAAUUGCAACUCAGACAAUAGGCCUCAUACAUGCCGCUCUCGCAAGCAUUGGGGAUGACGAGCAUAAAUUGCUACAGCUAGAGUGGCUUAAAAAUUAUCCGUCCCUGACCGUGGCUCCCGGGUGUGACAGAAGAUGGAGUGCUCUACAUGUCUUGGGAGGCUUGCCGUAUUGGAAACGGGUGUGGAUUUUGCAAGAGAAUCUUUUGGCAACAACCAUGUUUUAUAUAACUCCAACAGCGAUGAUAGAAGCCAAUACUCUUCUACAAGCAUGCGUUGGGUUUGGUGUCCUCUGCGAAUUGAUCGCCGAUAAUCAUGUGGCAAAGCCCGACUUUGUUCCAAAUCACGUCUGGAUGGUUUUCAAACCCCCUGAGGGCACAGCUUUCAAUGGAUUGAGAGAGAUUCAACGUCUAGGGUCAGCCAAGUACACCUUGCAAAAUAUGCCUUCACGUAAUCUCGGUACAAAGCAAAUUCUCAGGGGGCAUUUACAUCUGUCACAAUACGGCGGCGUUCUUGAGGCUACAGAUCCCAAAGAUCAUAUCUACGGCCUCUUGGGAAUUAGCUGCCUUGACAUCCAGAUUGACUACAGUGAAUCCAAGCAACUCCAAGACGUUUACGCAGACUAUUGUCGUGCCGUACUACGAAUUCUCCAACAGCUAUCAAAACGAGAUAUCUUUUUCCUCCGAGACGCUGGCAUCGGUGUCUUCGACACUGCAGAACUGGACCUCCCCUCCUGGGUGCCAAACUACCCUGCGAGGUCAAGGGGCGAUCCGACACUCAUAUUUGGAGGUGCCUUUAAUUUGAGUUCAAUUGUUCCAGAUAUUUCAUUCCCAAGCAUAGCUGGUUUCGAGCUGUCCAUUUCUGGCGUUCGCCUUCAGAAUGUUAAGCGCAUCAUGCGGUCACCACCAACCAUUGAAAAUCUCAAAAAAGGAGGGGAUGGUCACGCAUGGGUCACGGAAUAUUUGCAAAGGAAACCAAUGUACAAUAAGAUACCAAGCACUUGGGCUCUGUUCAGCGCGGUGGCGAGAACGCCGAGAUUUGCCCUCGACACAUCAAAUCUGCUCCUUCUCCAGGACUUUUUGAGAAUUCUUGAUCUUAAGCCGCGCCAAGAUAUCAAGAAAUGCGGCAAUAUUCCAGUCCAAUACACUACAAAAGAAGAGGGCGGCAUCUCCAUUGGCAUUAUAAUGGAUGGCACAAGCAGCAACCCAUCGAUGAUCACUCAGGUCUCCCCAGCGCUGAGUUACACAGAUCCUGUUCAGGCUCUCGAGGACAGAAUGCUUGAAAUCACAUAUCGAUUAAUACACAUCUUAAAACGAAACUAUCAUGUCAAAUUAUUUGAAGCAGGAAAGGAGCUAUUGGGCAUAGGGCCGCAACACUGUUCUGAAGGCGAUAUAGUCUGUGUUGUCGACGGAUACAGCGACCUUGUGCUUCUCCGAAAGUGCGGAGACCGAUAUAAGUUCGUCGGGCCUUGUUCGACUUUCGGGAUAUCAGAAAGUUCUAUCAAGGCAGCAUUAAAUGAGGGGGUUCUGAAGGUCGAAACCUUUCACCUAAUAUAA
Molecule: messenger RNA, 1989 nt
Organism: Clonostachys rhizophaga
Lineage: Eukaryota; Fungi; Ascomycota; Sordariomycetes; Hypocreales; Bionectriaceae
Source: the annotation of a GenBank genome assembly